GGCCAAGAUCUCUACUUCAUGGCGUAACUAGAGGCGUCGUUGUGCCUGGCAAAAGCCACACGUCUUCAGAUAAGCAUUACACGGCGCAACGGUGUUCUGGCGGUCACGUCAGAGGCCACCUCGUGACAGCGACCUUCUCCAGGGGUGUGUCACUUGAGGCUCUCCAGGUCCCUUGCUCGGCUCGCUUGCUUCCGUUGACAGCCUCCAUGGACUUCUUAGCCCAGCACCCCCAACGGCACACAUGCCGCCACUUGAAAUAGACUGCCAGACGAGCAUGAAGAUCUCGGCCAUGCAAGCUAAAUCAUUGUGAGUACAAGGUUAUGUCAAGACACAUCGCACGUGGCCGGCCGAAGCAGAUGCCCAGACACAGCACAGUUCUCCAACUCUACCGCCAGGCCAGCCUCAGGCCCUCGUAUACCAAAUGCUUACGAUCACAAGAGCGUACAUGCCCAUCCUACGCCAUGCAUAUUCCUCCUCUUUGCCGCGUCGUCAAAUUUAUCCAGGCCGGUCAGACCGAGCGAGCGGCAGGGCAGAUUCUGGCGCUCGACACCACUGAUGGCGAGUCCCAAGCACAGUGCACCUGUUGUCCUACGUGUCGGAGGCGAUAUUCCGGGCAUGCAACCAAUGGGCACAGGGAGGUCAAGCCAAGAAUACCACUAUCGCCCACUUUCGCCCCUGGGGAUUACGGCACAAUGAUGUUGAUGGCUUUUGCUGCGCGGAGAUGGUUGGGAACGUCCCAUGCCAAACUCCACCCGCUGCCAUGGCGCCUCCCCUGGUCUCAGUUGUGGGGAAGGACGCGGUACCGUACAGCGCUGAGGAGAGUGUCUGCCGUCUACGUCAUCGCCCAAGACCCCGGUGUCGUUUCACGUUGACACAACGUCUGAGCAGGGCAGUGGCUGCUGGCCCGGACCGGGUGGAGACUUGGAUCUGUUUCCUAUUGCCCAUGCCAACUAUCUGGUUGAAAGCGAACGACGAGGGUUUCGGCCAGGGGGGAUGGGGGGGGGGCUUCUCGAAUCUUGCCUUGGUCGCUUAGCAAGCUUAUCGAGGCUGUAUCAGGGAGCCCUGACAAAUUGUGUGGUUCGGAUGU
Messenger RNA from Microdochium trichocladiopsis, 1087 nucleotides. RefSeq lists its product as uncharacterized. NCBI's taxonomy places the organism in Eukaryota, Fungi, Ascomycota, Sordariomycetes, Xylariales, Microdochiaceae. The record is from RefSeq and is a predicted model, not a curated record. The transcript has a single exon. The coding region runs from base 321 to 872 and encodes 183 amino acids.